This is a messenger RNA of Trichomycterus rosablanca, 4227 nucleotides long. It is a transcript of the gene clcn4, whose product is annotated as chloride channel, voltage-sensitive 4. NCBI's taxonomy places the organism in Eukaryota, Metazoa, Chordata, Actinopteri, Siluriformes, Trichomycteridae. Gene Ontology annotation, molecular function: voltage-gated chloride channel activity. Gene Ontology annotation, biological process: chloride transport; transmembrane transport. The transcript has 12 exons. Gene Ontology annotation, cellular component: early endosome; plasma membrane; synaptic vesicle. The record is from RefSeq and is a predicted model, not a curated record. The coding region runs from base 17 to 2323 and encodes 768 amino acids.
AUUAUAAGAAUAAAGAAUGGCGGAGGCUGACGGGAUCAGCAAUGCCACCCCUACAGAGGAGAUGAAUGGGGCUGGAAAUCUGAUGGACUUCCUUGAUGAACCAAUUCCCGAUGUGGGCACGUAUGAGGAUUUUCACACCAUUGACUGGCUCAGAGAGAAAUCUAGAGAUACAGAUCGGCACAGGAAGAUCCGAAACAAGAGGAAGCAGUCUAUCUGGGAGUUUGUAAAGAGUCUGUUGGAUGCAUGGUCAGGAUGGGUAGUGAUGCUGCUCAUUGGCCUGCUGUCAGGCACACUGGCUGGAGUGAUCGAUCUGGCUGUAGACUGGAUGACGGACCUGAAAGAGGGAGUAUGUCUCUCUGCAUUUUGGUACAGCCAUGAGCAGUGCUGCUGGACUUCCAAUGAGACUACGUUUGCAGACAGAGACAAAUGUCCUCAAUGGCAAAAAUGGGCUGAGCUGAUGACAGGGACCACUGUGGGUGCUGGGGCGUAUUUAUUAAAUUACUUUCUGUAUGUGAUGUGGGCUUUGUGCUUCUCAUUUCUGGCUGUAUCUUUGGUUCGGGUGUUUGCUCCUUAUGCCUGUGGAUCAGGAAUACCUGAGAUUAAGACUAUUCUAAGUGGUUUUAUAAUCCGAGGUUACCUGGGAAAGUGGACGUUGCUGAUUAAGACGGUUACCCUGGUGUUGGUUGUGUCAUCCGGACUGAGCUUGGGGAAGGAGGGACCGCUGGUGCACGUGGCCUGCUGCUGCGGAAACCUCUUCUGCAGCCUGUUCUCAAAAUACAGCAAGAAUGAGGGCAAACGUAGAGAGGUUUUAUCAGCUGCAGCAGCUGCUGGUGUGUCUGUGGCCUUUGGCGCACCAAUAGGAGGAGUGCUUUUUAGCUUGGAGGAGGUGAGUUACUACUUCCCACUGAAGACACUGUGGCGCUCGUUCUUUGCUGCAUUGGUCGCUGCAUUCACUCUACGCUCCAUCAACCCAUUUGGAAACAACCGACUGGUGCUUUUCUACGUGGAGUACCACACACCAUGGUACAUGGCCGAGCUGGUACCCUUCAUCCUGCUUGGGGUGUUUGGGGGACUCUGGGGCACCUUGUUUAUCCGGGGCAACAUUGCGUGGUGCCACAGGAGGAAAACCACCCGAUUGGGAAAGUACCCUGUGCUGGAGGUAAUCGUAGUGACAGCAAUUACUGCCAUCCUGGCUUUUCCAAACCCGUACACACGUCGCAGUACCAGUGAGCUCAUCUCUGAGUUAUUUAACGACUGUGGUGCACUGGAGUCCUCCCAGCUUUGUGAUUACAUCAAUAACCCUAACAUGAGCCGCCCAGAGGAUGAUAUACCAGACAGGCCAGCUGGGCCGGGUGUCUACACUGCCCUCUGGCAGCUAGCACUGGCACUGAUAUUUAAGAUAGUCAUUACCAUCUUUACGUUCGGUAUGAAGAUUCCAUCAGGGUUGUUCAUCCCCAGUAUGGCAGUGGGUGCAAUUGCUGGCCGGAUUGUGGGCAUCGCAGUGGAACAGAUGGCCUACCACCACCAUGACUGGAUUAUAUUUAAGAAUUGGUGCCGUCCUGGUGCAGAUUGCGUCACCCCUGGCCUCUACGCCAUGGUUGGGGCUGCAGCAUGUCUUGGUGGAGUGACUCGGAUGACCGUGUCCUUGGUGGUCAUCAUGUUCGAGCUGACCGGUGGGUUAGAAUACAUUGUGCCCCUUAUGGCCGCUGCAGUCACCAGUAAGUGGGUGGCGGAUGCGUUCGGUAAGGAGAGCAUUUACGAGGCACAUAUUCGUCUGAACGGCUACCCAUAUCUGGAUCAGGAUGAAUUUACCCACCGCACGCUGGCCACAGAUGUGAUGCGACCUCGCAGGAACGAGCCACCGCUGUCUGUCCUGACGCAGGACAGCACCACUGUGGAGGAUGUGGAGACACUCAUUAAAGAGACUGAUUACAAUGGCUUCCCAGUGGUUGUCUCACGUGAAUCAGAGAGACUUAUCGGCUUUGUCCAGCGCAGAGACCUGACUCUGGCAAUCAAGAACGCACGACAGAAGCAGGACGGCGUAGUCAGUAAUUCGGUGGUAUACUUCACAGAGGACGCGCCUCAGCUGCCCGCUUCAAACCCCCAACCCCUGAAGCUGAGACGCAUCCUUAACCUCAGUCCCUUCACAGUCACAGAUCACACUCCCAUGGAGACAGUGGUGGACAUCUUCCGCAAGCUCGGCCUUCGCCAGUGCCUGGUCACUCGCAGUGGGAGGCUACUGGGGAUCAUCACCAAGAAAGACGUGCUUCGACACAUGGCCCAGAUGAUGAACCAGGACCCUGAGUCCAUCAUGUUCAACUAAACCUCUAACCAUCCAAAAUUCUACAUACUGAUCAUGUAUAUAGUGCAACACUACUGAGUAUUCACUUAUAACUUGAAUGCUGAGAAUAUUUUAAGGUGGUUGGGCUGGUAAAUUCAGUGAAAAAUAUUUGUUAGAAGUCUCAUAAGCUGUGAUGUUUGUCAUGUAAACCCAGUUUAUUUAUUGUUCUGAUGGUACCAGGCCUUUAAGACAAGCUAGAAAUACACAUCUCAUAAUCACAGUAGUAAGUUUAAGUGAAAGGUCUGGUUAUUUAAUUAUGAUGUGGUAAAGCUCACUCAGUUUAGAGUAACCACCAAUUCAGCUACUGGCCUUUAGCUUCUGGUCUUCAGAAGGUGGUACAGUCACUACUUUUAAACAAUUAAGCUGUAAUUCAUUAAAUUAUUUUAGUAAGCAGCUAGCUUAUAAUAAUCUGAUAAAAUCUGAUAAAAAUAAUUCAUUUUUUGUUUACAUUUGGGAUUGUGUGAUCAAUCAUGGUGUGUAUUUCUUGCUGUUUGGUUGGAUGCAUAUCCUAAUCCACUCUCAAGUGUUUUUUACUGUGUAAAUACUUAAUUAUAAUGGAAAAUAGUGCAUCAAAUUAUCCUGAUUUGAGCCAAGUAAUAAGUCACCACCAACAUAGCAGCACUGGUGAUGUUACUAAUCUGAGACAAUACUUAUUGUGCUGCAUGGUGUGUAAGGUCAGAAUAAAGUGGUGUGAUCUGCAUUUUUGAACAUGAACAUUUAAAAUUCAAACUCAGACUACUGGGUUACAUAAUUUUGGUAAUCUGAUUACUCAGAUACAAUCCAUCUGGCUUCUGGCAUCUUGGCUAAGACAAAUAAUUAAAUUGGAAAUAACUGCAGAAAUCAAGAAAUCAGAUUAUUAAUGCACAUGUAAAUGCACUCAGUGUUGUUCUGUGGUUUUAUGCCAGUAUGUGUCUUGGACCCCAGUACAAUAUCUGGGAUAUCUCACCUUGAGUAGAUUUGGUUAAAGUUCUUGGAUGAGUGGAGAAAUGUUCUCAUGAUUAAGCUAAUUGCCAAUACUCACUACUUCAAGAUACAUCAAAAGAUAGCAGCAUGUAUCCUUCUGUUCCUUAGGAUGAUCUAUAACUACAACUAAACUAAACUGGUUUUCCUUUCUUUUCAGUGUUUAUAAUGAUGAUUUCACUUGCACAUUAGCAUUACCAGUGUGGUAGGUGCAGAACAGCCAAGUAUUACCAUUUACACUAACAAUGUAAUGAUGUGAUCUGCUGCUGCACACUUUAUGUGUUACUACUGUAAAUCAUUAGUAUGUUUAGCUUUGAAAUGUUCUUUAUUUUAUGGGCGCUGAAACAAAUGGUUCUGGUACAGACCUCUAAAAAUACCUUAAUAUAUAUUCAGUUUUAUUUUGUGCUGCUGUUACUCUAGUUAUGUAGGAACUUUGAUUUGCACAGGCUGUACCCACAGAUUAAUUUAAACAUGAUAAAUAUUCAUUACAUUUAAUUGCACAUUAUUUAUAGGGAUGUUUGUAUUGUGAACUCAUUGCAAGCAUUGCAGCGUGCCAAUGUGGCGGGUCUGUUUAUGUUGAACUAUUAGCAUUAUGCUAAUAUUUAUUAAUUAAUUGUAAUUAUUUAUUUUGAUUCUUUAUGAAGAUUCCUUGUGUGUAACAUCAUUUUUGUAAUGUGGCAAGUUUAAGUUUUUUAAUGUACAAAUUUUGUAUUUGUGUUAAAUGGUGAAAGUUUUUAUUUCUACAUGUAUGCUAAUUACUGCUAAUGAACAAGUGAUCUAAUGCACCUUCAAUCAUUAAAUCAGUCAAUCAAAGUCUGUUUUUCAAGUUGUAAGUUUAACCUUUUAUAUAAUACUAUAAUAGAGAAUAGGUCUAAAACAAGAAUAAAACAGGUGUAUCAACCCAUUUAUAUCCUCAGCCCCAUUAG